Messenger RNA from Colletotrichum karsti, 903 nucleotides. Its product is annotated as YEATS family protein. Gene Ontology annotation, cellular component: Swr1 complex; NuA4 histone acetyltransferase complex. Bases 1 to 903 code for a protein of 300 amino acids. The transcript is spliced from 5 exons. Gene Ontology annotation, molecular function: histone binding. Lineage: Eukaryota; Fungi; Ascomycota; Sordariomycetes; Glomerellales; Glomerellaceae. Gene Ontology annotation, biological process: regulation of transcription by RNA polymerase II; chromatin remodeling. The record is from RefSeq and is a predicted model, not a curated record.
AUGGUGCAGAAGAAGCUUCCCAAAGCGAGGGAGCAGCCCUCCAGAGCCAGCAGCAGAUUGAACAAGUUGCCUGAUCCUAAUUCUGUCCAGAGAAAAGUCAAGCUCGUUACCGAGCAGAACGUCAUCGAGAAGCCCUCACCGGUCGAAGAUUUCCCCAUGCGAAAAUGGAACAUCGUCCUGUACAUUGUCGGCGAGAAUGGCGAGGAGCACCCGGCCGACUGCUUCCAGAAGGUCGUCUACAACCUCCACCCUUCCUUCGAGAACCCGACCCAAACUUUCCACAAGCCUCCUUUUAGGUGCGAGAACGAGGGAUGGGGUGAAUUCGACAUGACGAUCGACUGCUACAUCACCGAGAAGUCGAAGCAGUCCCUUCAGCACGACCUGAACUUCGCCAAGAACCGCUACGAGGCCGAGCACACUGUCUCGUUCAAGAACCCCUCCCAGGCGCUGCAACAGAUCUUGCGCGAGACGGGACCUCUUCCAUCAGACGACGACCGUCUCAAGAAGAAGGGCGGUGCCGGUAAGAAGGGCAGCCAGAAGUACGAUUACGAGAAGAUCGCCCAGGCCCUCGAGAAGCUCGAGGAGGACGACCUUCUUCGCGUCAUCCAGAUCAUCAAUGACAACAAGACCGCGGACACAUACAUCAAGAGUGAUGUUGACGGUGAGCUCAUGCCUGCUUCCCCUACUACGGAUCUCCUGGCUGCUGGCGAGUUCUCCAUCGACCUAUACACAAUGUCCGACUCGAUGACGAAGCAACUCUGGGAAUACUUGUUGUAUGAAUGGUACAUGUGGCACGCCGAGAGUCAGCGUACUCGCGGCGGGUUUUGCAAGGAACUGGGAAAGGAAAACUUGAUGGGUCAGGGAAACAAGAACUGGCCGCUGACCGCGAUGUUGUGCCCAUAA